AUGCAUUCGGUCGCUGCUCUUGUGUUUUCAAAACGAGAGGAAAUCAGCCAGGCCUCAGGGCUUGGGAGCGGCUGGCGGGCCUCUAUCCGCGGUCCCCGCGGCCUGGCUGCUGGGCUGCGGGCCCCGAGGGGGCGGCAAGUCGGCGCCGUGCACGGUGGAGUGCACCUGCGGCGGCGGGGCCGCGGAGGCCCGGCCCCUCUGCUGCAGGGGGCUCAGCCCGGGGCGGCUCCAGCCAGAGGCCGGCGGGGACAACAAGGGCACCUGGGGCGGCAGGAAUCCGCCCACUGCACUGAGGUGAACGAGCAAGACCCUGUACCCCUGGACCCUGUGACCCCGGACCCUGGACCCCUGGACCCUGUGCCCCCGGACCCCAUACGCCUGGACCCCGUACCACCGGACCGUGUGUCCCUGGACCCUGUACCCCCGGACCCCGUACCCCUGCACCCUGUACCCCCGGACCCUGUGCCCCCGGACCCUGUACCCCUGGACCCCGUGUCCCUGGACCCUGUACCCCCGGACCCCAUGUCCCCGGACCCCGUACCCCCGGACCCCGUACCCCUGCACCCUGUACCCCCGGACCCUGUACCCCCGGACCCCGUACCCCCGGACCCUGUACCCCCGGACACUGUACCCCUGCACCCUGUGCCCCUGGACCCUGUACCCCUGCACCCUGUACCCCCGGACCCUGUGCCCCCGGACCCUGUACCCCUGGACCCCGUGCCCCCGGACCGUGUGUCCCCGGACCGUGUGUCCCCGGACCCUGUACCCCCGGACCCCGUACCCCCGGACCCUGUACCCCCAGACACUGUACCCCUGCACCCUGUGUCCCCGGACCCUGUACCCCUGCACCCUGUGUCCCCGGACCCUGUACCCCUGCACCCUGUAACCCCGGACCCUGUGCCCCCGGACCCCGUACCCCUGGACCCCGUGCCCCCGGACCCCGUACCCCCGGACCGUGUGUCCCUGGACCCUGUACACCCGGACCCCGUACCCCCGGACCCUGUACCCCCAGACCCUGUACCCCUGCACCCUGUGUCCCCGGACCCUGUACCCCUGCACCCUGUACCCCCGGACCCCGUGCCCCCGGACCCCGCACCCCUGGAUCCCGUGCCCCCGGACCCCGUACCCCCGGACCGUGUGUCCCUGGACCCUGUACACCCGGACCCCAUACCCCCGGACCCUGUACCCCCAGACCCUGUACCCCUGCACCCUGUGCCCCCGGACUCUGUACCCCUGCACCCUGUACCCCCGGACCCUGUGCCCCCGGACCCUGUGCCCCUGGACCCCGUGCCCCCGGACCCCGUACCCCCGGACCCUGUGUCCCUGGACCCCGUAACCCCGGACCCCGUACCCCCGGACCCUGUGUCCCUGGACCCCGUACCCCCGGACCCUGUACCCCCAGACCCUGUACCCCUGCACCCUGUGCCCCCGGACCCUGUACCCCCGGACCCUGUACCCCUGCACCCUGUGCCCCCGGAUCCUGUACCCCUGCACCCUGUACCCCCGGACCCUGUGCCCCCGGACCCUGUACCCCUGGACCCUGUGCCCCCGGACCCCGGACCCCCGGACCCUGUGUCCCUGGACCCCGUACCCCCGGACCCCGUGCCCCCGGACCCUGUACCCCUGGACCCCGUACUCCCGGACCCCGUGCCCCCAGACCUUGGGAUGCCGGCAGCCGAGGAGGCGGGGCACAGGGCCACUGCGGGGGCCGCUUGGGAAGCAGCUGGGAGAGGCGCGGCUGCGGGCUGA
Messenger RNA from Balaenoptera ricei (Rice's whale), 1749 nucleotides. RefSeq lists its product as uncharacterized. NCBI's taxonomy places the organism in Eukaryota, Metazoa, Chordata, Mammalia, Artiodactyla, Balaenopteridae. Bases 1 to 1749 code for a protein of 582 amino acids. The record is from RefSeq and is a predicted model, not a curated record. The transcript is spliced from 3 exons.